AUGAUGCGUAAAGUAACUUACGAACUGGGCCGCUGCGCUCGCGAGACGGGACAGGCACUCGACCGCCUCGGUCUGCGCGUUUUGAACGACCACUCGUUCAAGGAAAAAUUUUCCCGCCACCGUCAGGUCAUGGCUCUGUACGACAAGCGUCCGAAGAUCGCCCACGACGUGUGGGUCGCUCCAAACGCCACGGUGGUAGGCGACGUUGAGAUCUGCAACGAUGCCUCGAUCUUCUACAACGUCGUGAUCCGAGGCGACCUCAACCAAGUGCGUAUUGGCAACCGCACGAACGUGCAGGACCGUACAGUCAUCCACACAGCGAGCUCCACGAGUCCAGGCUUAGCCCCAGGCGCGCACAUUGGCAACGACGUCACUGUCGGCCAUGGCUGCACGCUCUACUCGUGCACCAUUGAGAACAGUGCGCUCAUUGGCAUGGGCACGAUCGUUCUCGAUGGUGCCCUCGUCGAGUCCAACACGAUCCUUGCAGCUGGCAGCGUCGUGCCGCCUGGACGCCGCAUUCCUGCGGGACAACUCUGGGCGGGCAACCCGGCCAAGUACGUGCGCGACCUCUCGGACGACGAGGUCGCUGAUAUUACCAAGCAGGCCAGCGAGUACCGGAACAUCGCCAGCACUCACAGUGACGAGUUUUUGCCGUACGGCACGGCAUACUUGGAUGCUGAGAGGAUUAAAGCUGCGGGUGGCCAACUGUAG
Messenger RNA from Peronospora matthiolae, 711 nucleotides. The record is from the annotation of a GenBank genome assembly. NCBI's taxonomy places the organism in Eukaryota, Oomycota, Peronosporomycetes, Peronosporales, Peronosporaceae.